Messenger RNA from Melopsittacus undulatus (budgerigar), 3336 nucleotides. RefSeq names its product immunoglobulin superfamily member 11 (gene IGSF11). The coding region runs from base 104 to 1429 and encodes 441 amino acids. Gene Ontology annotation, cellular component: cell-cell junction. The transcript is spliced from 7 exons. NCBI's taxonomy places the organism in Eukaryota, Metazoa, Chordata, Aves, Psittaciformes, Psittaculidae. The record is from RefSeq and is a predicted model, not a curated record.
CCGGGACGGCGGCGGUGGCACCAUCGGCACCACCACCGGCACCUGCGGCUGCGGGGAGAGGCAGGGCUCGGCCGCCCGCUCGGCGCCCCUCGCCCGGCCCGGCAUGACGCGGCGGCGACCCGGCGGCGGAGGGAGGUGGGUGCCGGUAGCCUUGGCCGCGCUCCUGGCCCUGCGAGGUCUGGUGAGUCCUCUGGAGGUGUCAGUCAGUUCAGGGAGUAUCCAGGUUGCACGAGGCCAGACAGCAGUAUUGCCCUGCACCUUCACCACUAACGCUGCUCUCACUAACCUUAAUGUCAUCUGGAUGGUCAUUCCUCUUUCUAACGCCAACCAGCCUCAACAGGUUAUUCUCUACCAAGGGGGUCAGAUCUUUGGUGGUGCACCCCAAUUCUAUGGGCGAGUGGGGUUUGCUGUGACAAUGCCAACCACCAGUGCCUCGAUCUUCAUUAACAACACUCAGCUAUCGGAUACUGGCACAUACCAGUGCUUAGUCAACAAUCUUCCAGACCGAGGCGUCAGGAAUAUUGGAGUCAUUGGACUUACUGUCUUGGUUCCUCCGUCUGCCCCGCUUUGCAGAAUCCAGGGGUCCCUGGACGUGGGCAGCGAUAUCACCCUGACCUGCAGCUCGGAAGAAGGCAUUCCCCGACCAACAUACCUCUGGGAGAAACUGGACAAUGUUCCCAAGUUACCCCCAACUGCCACACAAGACCAAGUCCAGGGCACUGUCACUCUCCGAAAUAUCAGCACUGUGUCCUCAGGUCUUUACCAAUGUGUGGCUUCAAAUGCCAUUGGAACCAGCACUUGCCUUCUGGACCUGCAAGUCAUUGCACCCCAUCCCCGGAGUAUAGGCCUGAUUGCAGGAGCAGUGGCCACAGGUGCUGUUGUGCUCGUGGUUUGCAUUGUGCUGGUGGCCGUGGCACUGUUUUACUGGAAAAAUAAACACAAAGAAGAAGAGGAGGAGGAGAUUCCCAAUGAGAUAAGGGAAGAUGACCUGCCACCCAAAUGCUCCUCUACUGCGAAGACAUUCCAUGCUGACGCAUCCUCAUCAGAGAACGACACCCUCACCUCCUCCAACACCUACAACAGCCGCUACUGGAACGACCCCAAAGCCAACCAUGCCACAGACUCCUUCACCCGCUUCAACAACGCCAACGAUGCCCACCAGCCCCCUUUCUCCCGCUCGGGGAGCACGAGCACCCGUCCCGUCUAUGCCAACGGUGGCCACCCAUCCCCGGCUCCCCCUAAGACGCUGGUGGUGACGGCCAACACGGCACCGUCCCCUCAGGAGGUGAUGCGCAGCAAUGGCUCUGUCAGCAGGAAGCCACGGCUGCCACACACUCGCUCCUAUGCUGUCAGCCAAGCCACGCUGGAGCGCAUCGGGGCUGUCCCCGUCAUGGUGCCCGCUCAGAGCCGCGCUGGCUCCCUUGUGUAGGGCCAUGCUGGCAGCUGAGAGCCAAGCAAGGGACCUCUCCUACCUGAUGGGGGCAAAGAGACCCUACUCCUUCCUGAAAGGCAGUGAGGUGGCAGGGGACACACACUUGCCUCUCCCCCUGCACUCCCCUCCGGAGGCUGCUGCUGGCUGGUGGGACAUCCUCGGCUGUGCCGCAUUGGAGCUCCUUGUGCUGGUGGAUGCCGCAGAUGUGCCAAGGCCGGAGGAACAGGGAUGUUGGGAUGUGCUCCCCAGCUGCUGGGCACUGACUGGGAUGUGCAUCCAGCCCUGAUCUUGGGGGGACUUUUGCUUUUGUUUCCCUUUAGGAAUCAUUUCCAUCCAUUUGGGUCUUUCAGGGAGGUUUGGGGAGAUAUAUAUAUAUUAUUUUUUUCCGUUGUUGUUGCUGUUUUAUUUCCAAGAGGACGACAGCCUGCACUGGGGCAGGGAGAGGUGCUGAGGCAGGGUAUGCCUCAAGAUGGCAGCCCCAGCUCCCUCCCCACGACCCCAGUCCCACUGCUGGAUGAGGAAGGGCAGCGCACCAGGGCCAGGAGGUAUGGACCAGGCUGGAGGGCAAGAUGAAGGCACAGCCACCAGCCUGGCCAAGGGGAUGGCUGGCUGAAGGCACUGACUGGGGAACGUUUGUGUUCAUGUUCUGCAGUCCUUCCCCCACCCCAGCACGCACACAAACCCACACAGACACACAUGGGUCCUCCUCAGGGUGGAUGCUCUUCCUGCACUGGCUUGAGGUACCACCAGAGUUUAUGUUGUUCAUGGCUGUGGAGGAUGCGGCUCUGAGCAUCUUCUCCUGAGACACUCUGUGCAGGGUGGGGGUGCAUGGCUACUACUGCUGCUUCUGUAGGGCUUGCUGCUUUUUGGUUUUGGUUUUGGUCAUUGCUGGGGUUAUUCAGGAGGUAGAGAGGAGCAGGGUGGUGUGGCAGAGCAGCAAGGCAGGUCCAGAGGCAUCUGCUGUGCCUGGGUUGUCCUGCUUUGGCGCAAGUGGCUUCAAAUCCCAGAGCUUUGGUAUUUGCAUGGUGGGUUUUCCUUUGCCAGCUUAUGCAGUGCUGCCCCUGCAGGGCACGUGUUGUGCUUGGGGCCCUCACAUGGAGGCAUCAGAGUUUUCCUUCCAGCUCUCCCACACGCACAGACUUCGCAGACACUAAGGUUGGCAGUAUUUGUUUCCACAUCUCUCCUCAGAAAGAGUGAUAGCAGGAGCUUAACAGAGGGGACACCCCUGUGGAAGCCCACAUGCUGUCUCUCUACCUCCCUUACUUCCCUCAGUGUCCCAGGGCAGGGCACUGGUGGCAUCUGCCAGUAGCUCUGCCAUCUCCUCGCAGCAGGGAAGUGGCUGUGGCUGGCACCUAUCCUUUUUCUAUUGCAACUAAAUAGCCUUAAUAAAAGCCAAGAUCUGAAGCUGCUGAAGGAACCUGGUGCCGUUUGGAGGGCUGGGACUUACCCUCUCAGAGAGCACUGGCUCAAAGGGACCAUGCCUGGAUGGGUGUCUCAGCCCUCCUGCAUAACACCAACCCUUGCACAUGCAAAGCCAGUGGGCACCUCCAAGAGCACCAGAGCCAUCCCAGGUCUGUUCUUGGAAAAGCAAUGUGGAGAGUCACAGGUGACUUUCUGUAGCUCUCACAUUGGAUAAAGGGUCUGUUUAAGCCAACAGACUCUUCCUCAUCCCCACUUUCCUUGUCCUGGCACGGCUUUCCUUUCCCUAGCAGUGCACAAACCUUGGGCAGGCCCCUCUGCCUCAGCAGUACCUUUCAAAUGCAAGCACAGACUCUGAAGAAGAGGAGGGGAGAGGUGAGGGCUGGGUUCCCACAUGGGCAAACUGGCUCUUUGGGAUGCUGGGGGCUCCCAGGCAGCACUAGGUUUGAAGCUUGGCUGAGAAUUUGUGCCUUCUUUGCUUAAAA